Hymenoscyphus albidus is the source of this 1321-nucleotide messenger RNA. Lineage: Eukaryota; Fungi; Ascomycota; Leotiomycetes; Helotiales; Helotiaceae. The record is from the annotation of a GenBank genome assembly.
GUUGCACCAGAGCACGAUGGUCCGACAUCUCCGGUUGAAUCGGCGUUUUUGACCCAGAAAUUUGCACAGUCACAAGCCAUGCCGCAAGCCACGUGCUAGAGGUUAGGUAUGUGGCGACAUGUUCGCAUACCCAACCACAUCUCAGGCGUAUUUAAAGUUCGGCUACCCAAAACAGUCUAUCCUUCAGCACUGUUUAAUCAGGUACCGUGUAUCGCUGCGCCUUUUUUGAAUUACAUAUAACAAGUUCUACUCGCCUUUCCUUUCGGUCUCCGAUCCGCGAUAGCAAUAGUAAAUCAUCUCUAAUCAUCCCAUCUUUACAAUGGCGGUAAUCUGGGGUCUGGACCUCAAGGAGAUCCAAUGGUCGAAAUUCAAGAGCUCUAAUAUGUUUACGCCUGCAUAUCACCUUCGAAGGACGAAGAUGAUAGUUUACCAAAUCGCCAUGAUUUUCAUGGUCGUUUCUGAGUCAGUGGGUACCGCAGCAUUAUCCGGUAAAUAGAAUCCCACAAACCAUAUCAUUCUCAUUUCAGAUAUCUGACAUCUCUUCUCCAGAUUAUGUCGAUCAGCAAGACGGCAUCUCAGAACGAAGCCGAGGAAGAGCAAUGGUACACAACAACGACAUCGUGGGCGUGUUCUCCUAUAACAUCUUCGUCGGCAUCGCAGUAGCAACCAUCUUCGGAUCCGGUUUCUUCUUCGAUCUUUUCUGGCCCGAACGAAAAGAAACUCCACGUGUUCGACUCGCUUGGAAGAUUUCCUCUGUGGUGGUGUCAUUCAUGGCCCUCGCUGACCUCAUUGCCGUAACGGUUUGUCUCGUCAUGGCCCUCAGCUUGAGGUCUAGUGCUGACCUUCCCCUAUUAGGUCAUAGUAGCAACAAGACGUGCGUACAUCACCGGAGUUCCAGGAGUACAAGCACUUUUGUUUUUCAUCGCAAAUGGACCCCCCAAUCCAAUUUAUCGCAGAAACGCGUAUUGUGUUGCCUCGGCGGUCAUCGGAUGGGUAGGCGUGGUAGGUACUUUCGCCAGGUACGUCAAACUCUGAUUGAUCACUAUGUAAAGCAAAUACUAAAAAAUUCCAAGCACAUAUAUCAUGUGGAAAUCCAUUGACCAUGAUACGAAAUAUGGGCCUAAGUCUUCGAAGUUUCAAACAAGAAGAGAGGCCGAAAUGGCUCAACCUACUGGUGAUCAAGAUGUCACCAUGACCGUUUAGAAUCUAUAUAGAGCGUCAGAAACGAAUACAGCUUGUAAUUUCUUUAUUCUUUUCAUUGAAGAAAGCUAGGAUACCACCUAACUAAUUAAUAAUGACAAAACUACCACUUAUACACCAC